AUGUAUCAUCCAACUAGAGGCGGCGUCCGUGGCGGCCGAGAUCAGUUUACUUGGGAUGAUGUAAAAGCUGAUAAACACAGGGAGAACUAUCUAGGUCAUAGUGUCAAGGCCCCUGUUGGUAGAUGGCAGAAAGGGAAAGACCUUUUCUGGUAUACCAGGGAUAAAAAGUCCCAGAGUGCAGAAAUGGAGGCUGCAAAAGAAGAGAUUAAAAGAAUUAAGGAAGAGGAGGAGCAGUCAAUGAGGGAAGCUCUUGGUUUAGCUCCUAAGCGUGCUAAUCGUCCUCAAGGUAACCGUCUUGAUAAGCAUGAAUUUUCAGAACUAGUAAAAAGAGGGUCUACAGCAGAAGACUUAGGUGAAGGUCAUGCUGAAGCAGCAAGAGUUCAAGGUGUUGGUUUUGCAAGAGAACCCCACCCCUGGGAAGAACCCGGUUCCUCAAAGGUCUCGCAUACAUCAAUUGAGGGAGAAAAUGUAUCCAUGCCUAAUCAACCACCCAAAAAAACUGAAGAUGAAUCUGAGGAUGAAAGUAGGCGAAAGAGAAGACGGGAAGAGAGGAAGGAAGAGAAGCGUGAAAAGCGUGAGAAGAAACACUCCCAUGAGGAAAGAAAGCAAGAGAAGCGUGAGAAGCGACAUUCUCGUGAUUCAGAUGACAAGAAGAGACACAAGAAAGACAAAGAGAGGAGGAGACAUGAUUCAGAUUGA
Molecule: messenger RNA, 699 nt
Organism: Vicia faba (fava bean)
Lineage: Eukaryota; Viridiplantae; Streptophyta; Magnoliopsida; Fabales; Fabaceae
Source: the annotation of a GenBank genome assembly